AUGGGUGUUGCUAUGGUGAUCAGUGGACGAAUGGGAACAAACACCGAUUACGAUGAUGAUGGAUUAGAACCAUUCAAACGUUACAAACCACGCAGUCUUGAUGAAUUAGCAAGUCGAACAAAGUUUAGUAAAAAAGAAAUUCAACUUAUAUAUCAAGGUUUCAAACAAGAGUGUCCGUCCGGUUUUGUUAAUGAAGAAACAUUUAAACAUAUAUAUGGACAAUUUUUCCCAUUUGGUGAUACAUCAUCAUAUGCACGUCUUGUUUUUGCAACAUUUGAUUUACGGUCGUCAGGUUGUGUAACAUUUGAAGAUUUUCUUAUUUGUUUAUCAACAUUAUGUCGUGGUACACUUGAAGAUCGACUUCGAUGGAUAUUUACCUUAUAUGAUACUAAAAAAUCUGGCAAAAUCACCCGAGAUGAUUUUCACAUUAUUGUUUGUGCUGUUUAUUCAUUACUUGGAAAUGUUUCAACUCCUUGUUGUGAUCUGGAAACUGUUCAACAACAUACAUCUACUGUCUUUCAACGAUUUGACAAAUUACAUCAUGGUUAUAUAACAAUGGAAGAUUUUAUGUCGUUUUGUUUAAGUGAUCCAACUAUAAUUCAAUCAAUUGAUGCCCUACGAACAAUUGUGUGA
Messenger RNA from Rotaria sp. Silwood1, 633 nucleotides. Lineage: Eukaryota; Metazoa; Rotifera; Eurotatoria; Philodinida; Philodinidae. The record is from the annotation of a GenBank genome assembly.